Angiostrongylus costaricensis is the source of this 264-nucleotide messenger RNA. NCBI's taxonomy places the organism in Eukaryota, Metazoa, Nematoda, Chromadorea, Rhabditida, Metastrongylidae. The record is from the annotation of a GenBank genome assembly.
UUUAGUUUCAUAGCAUUUCUUGUUAUUUUUCCUUUACAGUAUAACGGACUUGUGGGCCCAGAGUUUUACUCACCGUUCACCAUCAAAGCGCCACGUUUUCCGCCGAACGCCGUUAUUGGUCUCAGUAGGCCACUGCAGCGAGGUCUCCGUCCACCACAAGUUCAUUAUGUAUUUAUAAAGUACGGUAGUCCACGGAUUUUUGCCGCCUAUAGAAAGGAUGGGUACCAUCGAAUGAGCAACGCUUUGGAGUUUUUAUGUUACUAA